Colletotrichum truncatum is the source of this 966-nucleotide messenger RNA. Its product is annotated as negative regulator of the PHO system. The record is from RefSeq and is a predicted model, not a curated record. Gene Ontology annotation, cellular component: cytoplasm; nucleus. Lineage: Eukaryota; Fungi; Ascomycota; Sordariomycetes; Glomerellales; Glomerellaceae. Gene Ontology annotation, molecular function: cyclin-dependent protein serine/threonine kinase activity; ATP binding. Gene Ontology annotation, biological process: protein phosphorylation.
AUGGACGGCAAGAGGCACCCAAGUUCAUUCCAACAGCUGGAAAAGCUUGGUGAGGGAACUUAUGCAACAGUAUUUAAGGGUCGUAACCGCCAGACGGGAGAGCUGGUGGCCCUAAAGGAAAUCCAUCUGGAUUCAGAAGAAGGCACACCAUCGACUGCGAUUCGAGAAAUAUCUUUGAUGAAAGAGCUCAAACACGAAAACAUUGUCGCCCUCCACGAUGUUAUCCACACCGAGAAUAAACUUAUGCUAGUUUUCGAAUUCAUGGACGGCGACCUCAAGAAGUACAUGGAUACGCACGGCGAUAGAGGAGCUUUAAAGCCUCACCAAAUCAAGUCCUUUAUGUACCAGCUCUUGAGAGGCAUUGACUUUUGUCACCAGAACAGAGUUCUACACCGAGACCUGAAGCCUCAGAACCUGCUCAUAAACGGCAAGGGACAGCUAAAGCUCGGUGAUUUUGGUCUGGCCCGUGCCUUUGGUAUCCCAGUAAACACUUUCUCCAAUGAGGUCGUAACUCUAUGGUAUCGCGCGCCAGACGUUCUCUUGGGCAGUAGGACGUAUAACACCAGUAUCGAUAUCUGGUCUGCCGGAUGUAUCAUGGCCGAGAUGUAUACAGGAAGGCCCUUAUUCCCAGGCACGACGAAUGAGGACCAAAUCAUCAGAAUCUUCCGAAUCAUGGGAACUCCAACCGAGCGCACUUGGACUGGUAUUACCCAGUUUCCGGAAUAUAAGCCGACGUUCCAGAUGUACGCCACGCAAGACCUUCGCCAGAUUCUGCCACAGAUUGACCCCACAGGUAUUGAUUUGCUCCAGCGAAUGCUUCAACUACGCCCCGAGCUUCGUAUCAGUGCUCAUGAGGCCCUUAAGCAUCCUUGGUUCAACGACAUUGUUAUGCAGCAACACCAGCAACAAGCCUUGCAAGCUCAGACUAGAUCUUACCCGGGGCAGGGAUCGUAUGAGACUUAUUGA